UUUUGUGGUUUCUAUUUCCCGACGUAAAACAAUCAGCGACCAAACAAAUAGCUGAGCAGAGAGAUGGCUGCUCCGGCUGCCGAGGGUCUGGCUGUGACGGCGCUGCGGUCAGUGAUCCACCGUGUCCGUCAGGCUGCUGAAAGGUCCGGCCGCCGUGCUGAUGACGUGAGAGUGGUGGCCGUUAGCAAGACGAAGCCUAUUUCUCUUAUAACCCAAGUGUAUGAAGCCGGUCACCGUUGUUUUGGUGAAAAUUAUGUACAAGAGAUUAUCCAGAAGGCUCCUGAGCUUCCCGAGGACAUAGAAUGGCAUUAUAUCGGGCAUCUGCAGAGCAAUAAAGCAAAGCAACUCCUGACUGCUGUUCCCAAUCUAGCCAUGGUUCACGGUGUUGAUAACCAGAAGCUUGCAAACUAUCUUGAUCGUGCGGUUUCAAGCAUUGGCAGGCAGCCCUUGAAGGUUUUGGUUCAAGUUAAUACCAGCGGAGAAGAGUCAAAAUCUGGUGUUGAUCCAUCUAAUUGCAUAGAGCUCGCCAAACAUGUCAAGCUGGAUUGCCCAAACCUUGAGUUCUCUGGCCUAAUGACAAUUGGACAGCCUGACUACACUUCAACCCCAGAGAACUUCAAGACGCUACUGAAUUGUAGAACUGAAGUUUGCAAGGUUCUUGGUAUGGCGGAGUCUCGAUGUGAGUUGUCAAUGGGCAUGUCUUGUGACUUCGAGCUAGCGAUAGAAAUGGGCAGCACCAAUGUGAGAAUUGGAUCCACCAUAUUUGGACCUAGGGAGUAUCCAAAGAGACAAUGAAAUCAGUAUGAACUUCAUCUCAUAGAACCAUUCACGAAAGCAAUAGGGAGUGA
Messenger RNA from Solanum verrucosum, 848 nucleotides. RefSeq lists its product as uncharacterized. The transcript is spliced from 7 exons. The record is from RefSeq and is a predicted model, not a curated record. Gene Ontology annotation, molecular function: pyridoxal phosphate binding. NCBI's taxonomy places the organism in Eukaryota, Viridiplantae, Streptophyta, Magnoliopsida, Solanales, Solanaceae. Bases 64 to 795 code for a protein of 243 amino acids. Gene Ontology annotation, cellular component: intracellular anatomical structure.